Copidosoma floridanum is the source of this 1225-nucleotide messenger RNA. RefSeq lists its product as uncharacterized. The record is from RefSeq and is a predicted model, not a curated record. NCBI's taxonomy places the organism in Eukaryota, Metazoa, Arthropoda, Insecta, Hymenoptera, Encyrtidae. Gene Ontology annotation, cellular component: nucleus. Gene Ontology annotation, biological process: regulation of transcription by RNA polymerase II.
AUGCAUACAAAUAAGAGACCACACAAAUGUACUCAUGAAGGUUGCGACAAAUCUUUUAAUAGUCCUUCUCAUUUGAAACGUCAUUUACGGACACAUAGUGUUGCAACACGGACUAUCCAGUGCCAAGAAAUUAACCACUUACAGAUUACAUCGGACAAAGAAUGCGAAUUAGAAUCCAAUGAUGCCAUCAAGAGACCGGAGGAAAAUAAAAAUGGGAAUCAGUAUAAAUGUGAAGUUGAAGGCUGUAACGCAGUUUUUCCAAGACCCCAUCGUCUGGAAAGUCAUAUGAAUAUGCACACAAAUAAGAGACCACACAAAUGUACUCAUGAAGGUUGCGACAAAUCUUACACGAAUUCUUCUCAUUUGAAACGUCAUUUGCAGACACAUAGUGUUGCAGCACAGACUUUCCAGUGUAACAUUUGUUUGUCGAAUAUAAGCACCCUAACUAACUUGAAACGCCACUACCAUAGAGCUCACCAUGAAGACAAGCUACAUUGUAAAGAAUGUAACUUGAAAUUCAGGAAAAAAAGUCGUUACCAGGAACAUAUGGCAUCUCACGACAAUACAACUGUUUACAAAUGUGAUAAAUGUGAAAAAAAAUUUUUAACCCAUAUGAAACUAGUCAAACAUCAAGAAUAUCAUGUGAACAGAAAUCACACGUGCCAAGUUGAAGGUUGUUCAGAAGUAUUUGAAAAGUGGGCUCUGCUGCAGAAACACAUCAAGAUCGAGCAUUCAGGCAUUGAAUAUCACUGCACAGAAUGCAAAAAACUAUUUUCAAACAAGAGAAGUUACAAGACUCAUAUGAAAAUUCAUUCAGAGAACAGACCAGUACUCCCAUGUCCCUAUGAAAAUUGCAACCGGCUAUACUACUUCAAAAACAAUCUGCAUUAUCACAUAAAAGUACACCACACUGGUAACAAAUUUAAUUGCGACAUGUGUGGUAAAAAAUUAGCUUCAAAACAAAAGAUUAAAGAACACAUAAUAAAGAUGCAUUUGUCAAUAAAGAAAGUAUUGAAGAGGAAGGCACAGCAGCCCAGGAAAGACACUUACAUCGCCAAAAAAUCUAUUUUAUCGACAUUGACUGGAAUUCAACUGAACGUCAAUGUUGAAAAACAAUUGAUGAAAAGGAAUCCUGCUGCUCUGUUGAGAGACAAAGCAGUCGAAGAUCUAAAUUCCUGCUCCGAGGAUGACAGAGCUUCAGAUAUCAGCGUCAAAGCCGCUUGAA